Guyanagaster necrorhizus is the source of this 956-nucleotide messenger RNA. RefSeq lists its product as uncharacterized. The transcript has 5 exons. NCBI's taxonomy places the organism in Eukaryota, Fungi, Basidiomycota, Agaricomycetes, Agaricales, Physalacriaceae. The coding region runs from base 236 to 796 and encodes 186 amino acids. The record is from RefSeq and is a predicted model, not a curated record.
GGCCCGCAAUGCCAUCCAAGUUCCCAGGGGUGUUAAGAUGUAGAUAUCCUACACACGUAACGGCCUUCUCCAGCGCGCUGAUGAGGUGAAAGAAUGGGAUCUUGUUUUUCAGGAUUGCACGUCAAAUGGCUCGACUUUCACAUCUUCCUAUGGUGAACAGUGUGUUACCAACUUUGCCAAACUCAUUGGUUUGAUCGUUGGUGCAUUUGUGGGACUUGUAGUCAUUUCUGCCUUCAUGACAUUUCUGAGGCGACGGCGCUUAAGAAAUUCCCUGGCCAAGUAUCGCCUUGCCCAAGUGCAACGUGCAACUUGGCCAUCGACACAGUUUGCCCCAGCUCCAGCUCCUCCCCCUCCCGUUUACGCUCCUUCGCUGCCUUAUCAGCAGCCAGUAGUCCAACCAAAUAUCUUUUCGUCAUCAGCACCCGUUCGAUCGACCAACCCAUUCCACAGAUACUCAGGCACUGAUCCUCCGGUGUCCUAUCAGCAGCCAGUGCCGGAUAAUACCUUUCAGUCACCAGCACCUGUUCGAUCGACCAACCCAUUCCACAGAUAUUCAUUUAAUGAUACUGUAUUCCCCCCUGUAUCUUCGGAAACACAGCGUACGACCUCUCCGAGUCAGACAGAUGAUCCUUAUAAUUCUCAUGCUAUGGCCCAUCGCCAGCAGGGUGCAGUCCUGGCCAAAUACUCUCGUGCUUCUACCGGCAAUCAGCUAUCGGAAUUCGCUGCUUCCUCAAGCUCGGUAACUGAACCGCACCCACCUCCAUAUAUCGAACAACCUCUGGCGAGAGAUCACUGAAACAUUUCUGUUUACCUAAGAUGCUAUCUUUUAUAUGUUUGUGUCAAAAUUCAGAAUAUCCCUCCUCUUGACCCGUCGUUUACGAAGAAAUACUGUUGUACAUUUAUGUCUAUCUUGUUCUGUAGCUAUCUAUCCGGAAAAUGGAUGACUUUGACCGUCA